Messenger RNA from Pseudocercospora fijiensis CIRAD86, 1910 nucleotides. RefSeq lists its product as uncharacterized. The transcript has a single exon. The coding region runs from base 160 to 1404 and encodes 414 amino acids. Gene Ontology annotation, cellular component: cyclin-dependent protein kinase holoenzyme complex; nucleus. Gene Ontology annotation, molecular function: protein kinase binding; cyclin-dependent protein serine/threonine kinase regulator activity. Lineage: Eukaryota; Fungi; Ascomycota; Dothideomycetes; Mycosphaerellales; Mycosphaerellaceae. Gene Ontology annotation, biological process: regulation of cyclin-dependent protein serine/threonine kinase activity. The record is from RefSeq and is a predicted model, not a curated record.
UCGCACGCUUUUCGCCUGCGUACAAUAAUCACUAUUAUAGAUCGACCUGCUUGCCCUUGUCGCGCGCACCAGCUCCGCCCAAUCAGUGGCUCCUCCUCGAAUUACCAUGCGCUCCGCGUACCCUGACCAAGGCGACCGGGUUAAGCUGUUGUACACGAAAUGUCUACAGCAGGUGCCUUGACUUCGUCACCGUCUCUGUCUCCGCGCUCCUCCUUCCACCACAGCAGUCCCCGUGCAUUCGUGCCUGCUCACCGCUCUCCGGCCGCCAAUCGUGUCUCACCAAGAGCCUCAUACUCUCGCCCGUUCAAUGCACCGGCCACAUCCUCCGCGCCUCAACAGCCACACAAGUCUUUCCUCGAAAGUGAGCCGGUAGCGGGCAGUGGAGCGGGCUACGUGGAUGCUGGCACCCAGUACUCGCCGGACGGGUUCCCACCAACAGCAAAGGUGGCUGCAGCGGCUGUGGACAGGCCGGUGGGGAGCAGGACGGCGGCCAGCGGCAGCAGCAGUAAUCCACCCUCUACUGCCACCGUCACCGUCACGAGGAAGCGCAAAGAGGCUGCUCCGCCGCCGGACUCGUCUCCCGAGCCCAUGAGCGGCGCCAGCGCCUCCUCUGGCGCGCCACAUUCUGCUCAGCCCAACGAGCCGGGAGUUAGAGACGAACGAUCUCGCGUUGUUGGCAGCGCAAGUACACCCUCAAACACAGACCCCGAGCUUCAGGAGGCCCGCUCGACUCAUGGACACUCAGCCGCGCCCAAGAGAUCCAAAGCAGUACCCGGAAGCUCAAAGAUCAUGCCGCUGAAGUACGAGACCUGCAGCCCUAAAGACUUGGGUGUGCUCAUUUCUAAUAUGCUCAUGGAGCUCAUCCGGAUCAACGACAGAAUACCCUUGCGCGACGGACGAUUGACUAGAUUUCAUUCCCGGGCACCACCAGGUAUAAGCGUGUCUGACUACCUCCAGCGCUUAAUUCAACAUGCAACACUUUCACCGCCGAUAUUACUCAGUAUGGUGUACUAUAUUGAUCGAUUGUGCACAUUAUACCCAGCUUUCACCAUUAACAGCCUCACGGUCCACCGUUUUCUUAUCACGGCGGCAACCGUAGCAGCGAAGGGGCUCAGUGAUUCUUUUUGGACUAACCCUACUUAUGCACGGAUAGGAGGCAUUCCCGUGUCGGAACUGGCGACUCUCGAACUGGAACUUUUGCAAAGAGUGCAGUGGAAGAUUGUGCCGAAACCAGAGGUCUUGGAGGAGUACUAUUCGAGCUUGGUAGACCGUGCGGAUGGCUAUGAAAUCGAGGCGGGUAGCGCUUCCUCUGACACCAGUAGUUUGGCCGAAAGCGAGGAGGCCGCUUCUAGCUCCAGCCCCAAACUUGCAAAGCGGGAAGACGAGAACAUGGACGUCACGUGAGAAGAAUGGUGGAAACAGAAAUUAAGCGAUUUCGAAAACGCAUGGGCAAAAGAAGGCAGGGAACCAGACCAGCGAUCCAGCGGACUCGCACCUGAGAACUUACGAACAAGGUACUGGCAAUGUGCCAGGAGUAGCGAUCAGGAAUGCCAUGGCCAUAUGUCAAAAGGAUCGGUUUUCCUAUUGAAUCGCAGUCAGUGCCGCUUUGCAGGGCUCUAGGCUUACAGAUACAGUGUAUUGUCACCUGUAUCUGCAUCUGCGGAGCUGGGUACAUGUGAGAGGAGAGACUGGGCCUGCGAGCCCGCAAUAUAGCCGGAAUACUCUGCUGCGCAAGCCGCAACUGACAUGCGAGGAGGUCGUUCUGACGAACGGUACGUACAGAUUAUGAUGAGACGGCGGAUUGGCAAUUUGAGCGUCCAGCAACAUGCAUCAGCAGGCAGUAUAGUGUGGCUUUGAUACAGCAUGACCCGAUACAAAUUCGGUCCCUAAAUUACCACAUCUUGAUCAUG